This is a messenger RNA of Vespa mandarinia (Asian giant hornet), 5575 nucleotides long. RefSeq names its product Ecdysone-induced protein E74 (gene Eip74EF). Gene Ontology annotation, molecular function: DNA-binding transcription factor activity, RNA polymerase II-specific; sequence-specific DNA binding. Lineage: Eukaryota; Metazoa; Arthropoda; Insecta; Hymenoptera; Vespidae. Gene Ontology annotation, biological process: regulation of transcription by RNA polymerase II; cell differentiation. The record is from RefSeq and is a predicted model, not a curated record. Gene Ontology annotation, cellular component: nucleus.
UUUUUAUUUUUAUUACAAUUAUUAUUAUUAUUAUAUUACAAUUAUUAUUAUAUUAACGUCAUCCUCAUUAUUGCUAUCAUAAUUACUAGUUCUAAUAUCACUCUUUUUCUAUACUUCCUAUAUCGGUGUGUGCUCGUGAGAAAUUGUGUUUCGUGAUAUUUGACAAACGAACGAACGGUAAAACAAUUUUCGUUUCAAUCUAUCUUUUCACUUUAAUUUCAUUUGAACAUUUUCGCGCCCUUCACCUCCAUCACUUCCCUUCUCCUCGUUGUUAUCGUCGUCAUUGUCAUCAUCGUCUUCGUCAUCGUUGUCGUUGUCGUCGUCGUCGUCAUCGUCGUCGUCAUCGUGAAUAAGUGUUAAUAUUUCGUUUGAGUGAGGAUAAGGAAAAGAUAGAGGAAAAAAAUAAAUAAAGAGAGAGAGGAACAAGAGAACAAGAAAAAAUAAUAAAGAAAGAAAUCAAGAGAGAAAGAGAUAGACAAAUAGAUAUAAAACGUGUGUGUAGAAGAAGGAACGGGAUAAUAAUGUAUACCAGGAGAUCAGGACGUGUGUGUUUUUAAGGUCAAAUUUGUCCUUAGUAGUGGUGGUUUUUAGAUAAACGAAAUAAAAUUUCGAAGGUCGUUGAUACGAAGAGUAUAAUAACGAAUAAAGAAAGUAAAGAGGAAGAGAAGUAGGAAAAAGAAGAAGAAGAAGAAAAAGAAGAAAAAGAAGAAGAAGAAAAUUGUAUUAUUCGUAUAAUUACUACUACUAUCACGACAACCACCACCACCACCACCACCACCACCAACACCAACACCAACACUACCACCACCACCACCACUGCUACUACCACCGUCGUCGCUAUUACCACCACCACCGCCACCUUUCACUUUCUCUAUCGUUCUUACGUCUAAUAAGUUGUGUGAGAGAAGGGGGGGGGGGCGAGAACGGAGAUAAGGAAACAAAAAUUAACGCACGCACGCACGCACGCACGCACGAACGCACGCAGGCAGGCAGGCAGACAGUCAGUCAGUCAGGCAGACAGUCAGUCAGUCAGGCAGUCAGGCAGGCAGGCCAGGCAGACAGGCAGGCACGAAAUAAGAAAUAAAAACAAAUACAAAAGGAAUAAUUUGGAAGUAGUAAGAAAGAACAAAACGAAAAGAGAAGAAAGUUAAAUAGUACAACUAGUACUACUACUACUACUACUACUACUACUACUACUACUACUACUACUACUACUAUUACUAUUAUUACUUACUACUACUAUUACUACGUACUCUGAUCUUUUACUCUGGCAAGGCCGCUACGGAUUGGUCUGAAAGAAGGAGGUGCAGGAGGUGGUGAAGGAGGAGGAGGAGGAGGAGGAGGAGGAAGAGGAGGUGGUGGCAAGCAAGCAAGCAAGCAGGCCGGAAGUGAACGCGCGACCGCGAGAGGUACGUCGAACCUCUUUUCUCCCUCUCUCACUCUCUCUCUCUCUAUCUUUCUCUGUCUCUUUCUCACUCAGUCACUCUCUUUUUCUCUCUUUCACUCUCGUUCCUUUCGAAUAUAUCGCGAAGAUCGAAAGAGAGAGAGAGAAAGAGAAAGAGAGAGAGAGAGAGAGAGAGAAAGAAAGAAAGAAAGAGAGAGAAAGAGAGAGAAAAAGAGUCGAAGAGAGACGGGAUAAGAUUAAACGCGCGCGCGCGCGUGCGCGUGUGUGUGUCGCGCGUUGUGUGUGUGUGUGUGUAUGUGUGUGUAUGUCUGUGUACAUAUAUACACACGCAUAUGUGUAUGUACAUACGGAGAUACGUACGUGUACGUAUGUACGCGUGCGGCCUGUGUAUAUGAGGGCGGAAAAAAGAAAAGAGAUAGAUAGAUAGAUAAAUAAAUAGAUAUAUAUAUAUAUAUAUAUACAUACAUACAUAUAUAUAUGUGUAUAUAUAUUAUAUGUAUAUUAGAAAGAAGGAAGAAAAAUAUACUGAAAAAUCGGAAAUGCCGAGAUGCCGAUUAAUCGAUCUCAUUUCUCCCGAUUGAUAAGGAAAAGUUGAAAUUAGAAGAUAAUUAGAAGAAAGAAGAUAAUAAGUUUGAAGAGGUGAAAAGAUUAUAAUAGUGUCGUCGUCGUCGUCGUCGCCGUCGUCAUCCCUAACUUAGGGAUAAGUUCGCAUAAAAUAAUCAACAAUGAUUGAAAAUGAUGAUUAACGUGUUCUAUUGUUAGUGCGCGUUCGUUCGUUCGUUCGUUCGUCCGUCCGUCCGUCCGUUCGUUCGUCCGUUCGUUCGUUCGUUCGGUCGUUCGUUCGUUCGUUCGUUCGUUCGUUCGUUCGUUCGUCCGUUAGUGCGGUUUUUAGCGGAAACUUUCCGCAUUUGGUUUUGUUUCUUCACUCUUUGCUUUCUUCUCUCUUAAUUUAUUUAUUUGUUCGUCUGUCUCGAUAUACGAGGAAUAAGAAAAAGACAAGAGAGAGAAAGAGAGAGAGAAAGAGAGAGAAAGAGAGAGAAAAAAGAAAAAGGAAAAAUAAAGAAGGUGGAUAAGGACGAAAACGAGAUGCUCGAGGAUCAGCCAUUGGACCUCAGUGUCCGAGUUGGAGAUUAUGCUGAAUUAGGAAGAGACGAGAACGAGCAACAGGAUCAUCAUAAUCAUCAUCAUAAUCAUCAUCAUCAUCAUCAUCAUCAUCAUCAUCAUCAGGAUCGUAAGGAUCGUAAAGAUCAUCUUCAACAACAACAACAACAGCAACAACAACAGCAACAACAACAGCAACAAUAUCAGCAACAACAACAACAACAACAACAACAGCAACAGCAAGAACAGCAACAAAUCGACGAUUACGGAAAUGCAGCGGCUAGUUUAAGGCUAAGAGGAUGUUUCGUUGGUACCAGUUCGGAUUAUUCUCAAGACAGAGAGGAUCGUACCUGUUCCGAGGAUUCCGACGAUUCCUGUUCGGACAACAAUCAGAAGGAUGGUACCGCGAGGUCGAGGUCCAGACCGCCUGGUACCAAACCCUACAAAAAGAACCUCAUGCGGAGAUACCUGGAUACCAGGGAGGUACAACCGCACGAGACGACGACAAGCGAAAAGGAACAAUUAGGUUUGGCGAGUGUAAAAGCAGAACCAGGUUCGACGAGUGCGACUACAACGAGCACGACUACCGGUGCUCGUCUUCUCCAUGGAAUCCUUUCGCAGCAUCCCCAACAGCAUACGCUAGGGGUGCAAAACGGUUAUGGCCGACAUAUGCCAACGCCAGCCGGCCAUUCUCAAAUGGCUCAACAACAACCGCCCUACACCACUGCCGCCAUUGCUACGACGAGUACGCCAGGAAGCGGAUCACUGCCAGCCAGCCCUGCGGACAGCGGAGUCAGCGACGUCGAAUCCAGUACGUCCUCAGGCGGUAACGAGGACGCGAAUCUCUUACUAAAAGCCAGGCUCAAUCCUAAUUCAUCCCUUCAACCGAGUCUGGCGUCUCAUCAUUCACACUUAUCCUCAGCAGCAUUGGGUAGGUCAGCCUGCCACAGUCCUGGUGUAUAUCCGUCUACAGCGGGUUUUCUACCACCCUCCUAUCAUCCCCAUCAGCAUCAUCCCUCCCAGUAUCAUCCGCACAGAGGUAGCUCGCCACACCAUCAGCACGGUAACCAUACCAUGGGAGCAGCGAUGGGACCCCCGCAUCAUCAUCACCAUCACCAAACGCAAAGUCUUCAACAUUUGCAUUAUCGUCAACCACCUACUCUGUCCGAGAGCUAUAGCAGUUAUGUAAACUCGAUGUAUGGCGGAGGAGGACAAUUCGCUACACCAUGUACACCAAGCCCGCCAAGAGGACCUGGUGGAGUACCGACUAGUGUAAUACAAGCAGCGACGAGUUCGGUAUCGGACGAUCUUUAUCUUCUGGAACUUGGUUUUCCGCCGCGUUCAAAGAAGAACAAGUUGAAGAAGCCACGUCAGGGGGAGGGAGCGACGGUUAAGAGGAAAUCGCGAGAAGGCUCGACGACAUAUCUCUGGGAAUUUCUGUUGAAAUUGUUGCAGGAUCGAGAGUAUUGUCCGCGAUAUAUAAAGUGGACGAAUCGCGAGAGAGGAGUAUUUAAAUUGGUCGAUAGCAAGGCGGUAUCAAGACUCUGGGGUUUGCACAAGAAUAAGCCCGACAUGAAUUACGAGACGAUGGGUCGCGCCUUGAGAUACUAUUAUCAACGUGGCAUUUUGGCUAAGGUCGACGGCCAGAGAUUGGUGUAUCAAUUCGUUGACGUACCGAAGGACAUAAUAGAGAUCGAUUGUACGGGCGCGUGAGAUAGGUCUCUUUGUUGUUCCCUGAGGGAGGAGCAUUAUGCGCGAGCACGAGAAAGAGCUGAAGGAGGAGGAAGAGGAGGAAGAGGAGGAGGAGGAGAAAGAGGAGGAGGAGGAGGAGGAGGUGGUUACCGCUACAUUGAAAACUUGAAUUUUCUUAAAAGAUCAUCGUCGUUGAGAACGCCGACGAUCAUUUAUGCUGAGUCGUCUCAACGACAACCUGCCGCCGCACAUCCUACAAAUCGUGUAAGAGCUCGCCCUCUCUGACUCGAACAUACUGUUUCUAUUUCAUACCCGUUUACCGGGUCGAUGAAACUCGCGAUAAUUAUCGCAAUUGAUGAAUAAUUUUAAGGAACGAUCGGGGGAAAAAAUAAUCCAUUUUUUCCAAAAUAAGCGAAGGAGUUUCUCUCUACUCGUGCUUCGUCUCCUCCUUUGUUAAAACAAUACAUACACAUUGUUCUUGGCUGUGUGCGUGCGUGCGUGCUUACUUGCGUCCACGUAUGUAUGAUGAGAUGUGUAUGCGUGUAUGUCUGCUGUCUGCUGUCUGUGGUUUGUUCUGGGUUACGAAGGUAUAUAGAAUAUGUACAUAUAUAUAUAUAUACAUAUAUAUAUGUGUAUAUAUAUAUAUAUUGUGUGCUAGAAUAGUCGAAGAGAAAGAAAGAAAAAAAAAGAGAUAGAAAGUAAGAAAGAAAAAAAAUCAAUCUAAUUAUUAACGUCCACGAAGAGAUCCUAAGUUCGCCGCUAUAUGCUAGAUCGUGUAUAUAUAUAUAUAUAUAUAUAUAUAUAUAUACACACAUUACAAGCGUACACAUGCGUUUAUGCGUGCUUCGGGCUCGUUUACAAAUUUGUACAAAAUUUAGUUCUUAUAUUUACGGGGCAGACAUUACUAAUUGUAUUUUAUCGAAAGAGAGCAAAGAAAAGAAAAGAAAAGAAAAAAAAAGAAAGAAGAAGAAAGAAAGGAAGAAAAAAGAAAGAAGAAGAAAGAAGAUGGAUCAUUGUGGACGAAUUACUUAACCUAUAAAGUAUAAAGCGAGAGAGAAAGGAUAAAGAGGUAGGGAGAGAGAGACAGAGAGAAAGAAAAAGUUUAAGCGAAAAUUGUACAUUGGGGAUAAACGCGAUAAAUUAUUUAUUGUAUAUUAGAUGAUUAUGUAUGUUAUCUAGAAAAUUGUUAUAUGUGGCGUGACGAAGAAACGUUUAAUAAAAACCUGAAAAGUUUUAAUGCGAAACGAAAUGAGGGCUGUGACGAGACUUGGAAAGUAGAAAGAAAUAGAGAAAUAGAGAAGGAGGGAGAGUGAAAGAGUGAGAGAGAAAGAGAAAGAGAGAAAGAGAGUGAAAGGGACGCGAGAGAAAUAGAGAAGA